AUGGAUAAUGUGCAUAAUAAGCACUACUUUUUUGAGGUAUACUCUUCAAAAGAAGAGAUAGAUGAUAUUAAUGAACUACAAGAUAAAUAUGAAUAUGAAAGUAUAUCUAGCAAAGAAGAAUAUUCAUUAUUUGGUAUUGAGGCUGGAGAUAUAAAUUUUGGCUUGAAAAAAACAAAGGUGAGAUUGUAUAUCGAACCUUCAAGUCUUACUAGUAGUCUCGUAUAUGUUACCUCAUUAUGUAAUGAAUAUAACCACUUUAUUGUUGAAAAGGAAAAUUUAAUAUCAAAUCGUCAUCUUGGUCCAGAAAUUCUUGAAGAGAUUGAAUUUCUCAUAAAUAUUGGCUGUGAAGCAGGUCCAAUUAUCCUCACACUUCAAAAAUAUUUUCCUGAAACAGUAAUACACCCAAAAUAUGUAUAUAAUGCAAUUUGUCGCAUUCAGAAUAGUCAGAAUAAAUCAAAAACAGAUGCUGCUGAAACGUUUGAAAAAUUAAUGAAAUUACAACGUGAGGAAUAUGGAUGGUUUGUUAAAGUGAGGCUGGAAGACAAUCUUGCGCUAAACAUUUUAUUCACUGAUGCAGACCUCACGAUAGUUUCAGCUAUUUAUGAAACAUUGCCAUCAACAAAGCAUAAUUACUGUAUCUGGCACUUUUGCAAAAACCUUGACAAAAAUCUGAGAGCUGGGCAUUAUGUCACACCAGUUGAUUAUUUAAUGCGAGAAUCCAGUCUACUCAACAUGUUGAAGUCACUUCUCAACAAAGAACAACAAUUUGAACGGCAUGAACAAUCAAAUCAAAAUCCAACAGUUGGUUUACCAAACGUUGUUAGGAGAUACUUCAAAAGAAUAGAUGCUAUCAUCAAAAAAUUUCUUACUCCUCUAGAGAAUUGGAAGGAUUUGCUCGAAAAUAAGAUUGUCAAACAAGAUGAAGAUGGUGAAGAUGGCAAAGAACAACAAUCUGAUGAUGAAAAUAAUCUGACAAUAAAGAACAAUCCAAUGAUGAAGAAUAAUCCGAUGAAGAACAAAGGCGAUGAUGAAGAACAAUCUGAUGUAGAACAAGGCGAUGAUGAAGAACAAUCUGAAAAGCUGAAUUUUCCUGAAGACGACUAUGAGUUACCAAUAUCCAACCUAUAUGCUCUGAUUACAUAUCUUAAUCAUGCUAACAUUCAUGCCAUGUUUCAUAUAGGACUCAUUCCAGAUCGAUGGUAUAAUGAAAAGUUUUUCGAUUUUCAAGAAGAACCUGCAAUUACAAUUUUUAGCGAAAAGAACACUGUUAAACCUAUCCUAUUACAUGAGGUUCGUCAUACACAAGCAUUUUUAGAAACUGUCAAGCAAAAUUUAUCUUAUCAAGCCAAAUAUAAUCAAGGUUUCAGCUACGCAAAGAAAGCAAUUGGACUAGCUCUUGAAAUAGACUGUGAAGACGAAUUAAAUAACAUGUUGCAAAGGUGGAUAAGAGAGAAGAAAAAUGAAACUAGUUUUAGGCAACUAGAGAUUAACAAAGAAAUCUGCCGAAUAUUAGCAACCCUUAUUAGACGC
This is a messenger RNA of Funneliformis mosseae, 1530 nucleotides long. Lineage: Eukaryota; Fungi; Glomeromycota; Glomeromycetes; Glomerales; Glomeraceae. The record is from the annotation of a GenBank genome assembly.